CGCUUUGACUUGCACUAGGGAUGGGCUGUGACAGUCACUUUUUUUUUUUUUUUUUUUUUGGUCUUUUUCCCUUGUUCAGCUUCAAUGUGUUCCGGAGUGGGGACGGGGUGGCUGAACCUCGCAGGUGGCAGAGAGGCUCCCCUGGGGCUGUGGGGCUCUGCGUGGAUCCAAUGGGGCCGCUGGUGACCUGGGUGGUCCCCCUCCUCCUCCUCUUCCUGCGAUCCAGGCAGGGUGACCCCUCCAGACUCUGGUCUGUUCCCAAGCCUACAGGAUCUCUUCCAGGCUCAGCCUCGGGCCCUAGGGACCUGAGCUGCUAUCGGAUAUCCAGCGCUGGUUACGAGUGCUCCUGGCAGUAUGAGGGUCCCACAGCUGGGGUCAGCCACUUCCUGCGGUGCUGUUUUUUCUCUUUCCUGCAAUUUGGGGCAGCAAGGGAUUCUCACUUUGUGAAUGUGGAGAGUCCAUCAUUUACAAAGAAAACAUCCAUCAGUCUUUCUCUCCUUCCAAUUCGUCUGGUUGGUUUGGUUCUGAUUGCAGAAAAUCCCCCACAGCCUCAGGUGAGAUUCUCAGUGGAGCAGCUGGGCCGGGAUGGGAGGAGGCGGCUGACCCUGAAAGAGCAGCCAACCCAGCUGGAGCUUCCAGAAGGCUGUCAAGGGCCAGCACCUGGAGCGGAGGUCACCUACCAACUGCAGCUCCACAUGCUGUCCUGCCCGUGUAAAGCCAAGGCCACCAGGACCCUGCCCCUGGAGAAAACGCCCUAUCUCUCGGGUGCUGCCUACAAUGUGGCUGUCAUCUCCUCGAACCGAUUUGGUCCUGGCCCAAACCAGACGUGGCACAUUCCUGCUGACACCCACACAGAACCAGUGGCUCUGAAUAUCAGCGUCGGAACCAACGGAACCACUAUGUAUUGGCCAGCCCGGGCUCAGGGCACGACGUACUGCAUUGAAUGGCAGCCCGUGGGCCAGGAAGGAAGCCUUGCCACCUGCAACCUGACUGCGCCGCAAGACCCGGAUCCAGCUGGAAUGGCAACCUACAGCUGGAGUCGAGAGUCUGGGGCAAUGGGGCAGGAAAAGUGUUACCACAUUACUAUCUUUGCCUCUGCGCACCCAAAGAAGCUCACCUUGUGGUCUACGGUCCUGUCCACCUACCACUUUGGGGGCAAUGCCUCAGCAGCUGGGACACCGCACCACGUCUCGGUGAAGAAUCAUAGCUUGGACUCAGUGUCCGUGGACUGGGCACCAUCCCCGCUGAGCACCUGUCCCGGCGUCCUAAAGGAGUAUGUUGUCCGCUGCCGAGAUGAAGACAGCAACCAGGUGUCAGAGCAUCCCGUGCAGCCCACGGAGACCCAAGUAACCCUCAGUGACCUGCGGGCUGGUGUAGCCUACACAGUGCAGGUGCGAGCAGACACGGCGUGGCUGAGGGGUGCCUGGAGCCAGCCCCAGCGCUUCAGCAUCAAAGUGCAGGUUUCUGAUUGGUUCAUCUUCUUCGCCUCCCUGGGGAGCUUCCUGAGCAUCCUUCUCGUGGGCGUCCUUGGCUACCUUGGCCUGAACAGGGCCACACGGCACCUGUGCCCACCACUGCCCACACCCUGUGCCAGCUCCGCCAUUCAGUUCCCUGCAGGGAAGGAGACUUGGCAGUGGAUCAACCCAGUGGACUUCCAGGAAGAGGCAUCCCUGCAGGAGGCCCUGGUGGUGGAGAUGUCCUGGGACAAAGGCGAGAGGACUGAGCUUCUUGAGAAGGCAGAGCUACCUGAGGGUGCCCCUGAGCUGGCCCUGGAUACACAGCUGUCCUUGGAGGAUGGAGACAGGUGCAAGGCCAAGGUCCUGAGGCCCAGUGGGCCAGACGGUCAGGGGUGCAGCCCUGCCCGGGGGGUGAGGGGCUAGAUGUCCAUCGCUCCUGGGAGAUCAGGGCCUGGAGGCUUGAAGGAGAAACGGGAACAUCCACUUUGUCUUACAGACAGGAAGAGCGACUAUCUC
Molecule: messenger RNA, 1973 nt
Organism: Mandrillus leucophaeus (drill)
Lineage: Eukaryota; Metazoa; Chordata; Mammalia; Primates; Cercopithecidae
Gene: IL12RB1
Product: interleukin 12 receptor, beta 1
Exons: 11
Coding region: 21-1880 (619 amino acids)
Cellular component (GO): membrane
Molecular function (GO): protein binding; cytokine receptor activity
Source: RefSeq, a predicted model, not a curated record